This is a messenger RNA of Stereum hirsutum FP-91666 SS1, 1213 nucleotides long. RefSeq lists its product as uncharacterized. NCBI's taxonomy places the organism in Eukaryota, Fungi, Basidiomycota, Agaricomycetes, Russulales, Stereaceae. The transcript is spliced from 5 exons. The record is from RefSeq and is a predicted model, not a curated record. The coding region runs from base 20 to 1024 and encodes 334 amino acids.
GCGCCACCAUACUACCAUCAUGACCGAGCGAGUCCUCCCUGGCCAGACUAUCUCUGAGUCUCCGAUACACUCGCCGGAUGACUCCAAUAACUCUUCAGAUACAGAGAGUCUCUCAGAGCUAGAGGAGUCUGUCGACCACUUGAGUUUUGGGCAUCCGCUGGAGAGAAUGGUGCCUGUGGAACCGUUGAACGACUCGGACGGUGCGGGUCGAAGUAGCUUUUAUCAAUUGCCUUCACGGUCGUCUUCGUGCUCUUCGACCUCAUAUUUCGUAGAUUACGAAGCCGUGAUAGACGAAUAUCUAUCCACGUACGCUGAUUCGAACUACAAAGACCUGGUCUUCGUGCAAUCGGACUCGGACUGCUUCUCGCCCGCAUGCUCCCUCAUCAUUAAACGAAUGUCCACGGACAGCCAGGAAGCUUACGUCCUCGCAUAUCUGAACUCUGACGAAGUCCGCCAAGACCCAUGGAAUCCUGCCCCACGAGUGCUUUACGCCGCCGAGCGUGGGGACGAGACCAUCGUCUGCAUGGAGAGACUCUUCGAGUUUGAUCAACCACCAUUCCAGACAGUUGGCAAUGUUAUCGAGUUCAUUCGUCAAACUUUAGAAGGCCUGGCAUUCCUCCAUGAAAACCGGGUCAUCUUACACUCGUACGGCGACCUGCACGGCACCAUGAUGGACAUCGGCGGCAUGUCACCCGAUAAUUUUGACCGUACGAAAUAUCCCGUGCGCUAUUAUCGCAUCAACUUCUCGAAGGCGGAGCAGCUUGAACCCGGAGUCUCAGCACAUUACAGUGAAUUCCAUAAGGACGUGCAGGACUGCGGUGCCACUCUGGAGCGUAUGCUAUUGAACGUACCCAAAGCCGGUCCUAAACUCAAGUCACUCGUAAAUGCCAUGAAGGGUGGAGGUUUCGGCGGAGAAGACAGUCGGAAGCUCUUCGAAGCGUUGUGCAAGACUAUCAGCCACGAUACUUAUUCUAUGGAGCUGCCAGAAAGUAGCAGAAACUCUUCCUCUACUGAGCGGACUUAACUGUGUGGUCAACAAGCUACAUAAUCCGAGUGCACUUCCGAGGGUACACGGACCAGGGACCUCAUUCAUUGUUUCUUUUCUCUCAUCUAUCCAUCGAUUGUGCACAUCCACACUACUGUAUCCUAUGCUGUAGCUUUUCCUGUAAAGAUUGUAUUUCUCCUUGUCAUCAAUAUCACAGGUGCUCUGUAC